Ostertagia ostertagi is the source of this 1359-nucleotide messenger RNA. NCBI's taxonomy places the organism in Eukaryota, Metazoa, Nematoda, Chromadorea, Rhabditida, Trichostrongylidae. The record is from the annotation of a GenBank genome assembly.
AUGGCUCUACUACUGAGGGUGCUUUUGCUUUCAUUCGUCAGCCAAUGCGUUUCUGCUGCUUUGAUUAGCAAUCUACCCGGAGCGCCACCUGUUAAUUUCAAACAGUACUCCGGGUACUACACCGUAGGAACGGCAAAGAACCAUCAACUGCACUACUGGUUCGUUGAAUCUCAAAACAAUCCCAGUACCGAUCCUGUUCUCGUCUGGCUGACUGGUGGUCCAGGAUGCUCCGGCCUUUCCGCACUACUGACUGAAUGGGGACCAUUCAUGGUUAAUCCUGAUGGAGCAACACUGUGGAUGAACCAUUACUCAUGGAACAAGAACGCUUCAAUUCUCACUCUGGAGGCUCCAGCCGGCGUCGGAUAUUCGUUUGCCACCGACGGCAACGUUAAAACUGGAGACGAUCAGACAGCCAGUGAAAAUUGGGAAGCCUUGACGGCAUUCUUCAAAGAAUUCCCACAGUAUCAGACGAACGACUUCUACGUGACGGGAGAAUCCUAUGGAGGAGUCUAUGUGCCCACUUUGGUACAAACGAUCCUGGAUAGGCAGGCACAACUCCGCAUAAACAUUAAGGGAUUCGCAAUUGGCAAUGGAUGUGUGUCCGACAAUGAUGGCACUGACAGUCUGAUUAACUUUGAGUAUGCUCAUGGAAUGAUCGACGACAACAAGUGGCAAAGAAUAAAAUCGCAGUGCUGCCAAAACGACACCGACGGCUGUCCAUUCCAUUCCUUCAACGGGCUCGACACAUGCUCAUUAUUCGUUGAGACCUCAUCGUUGGCUGCUUGGAAUGGCGGAAUAAACCCUUAUAACAUGUACGACAGUUGUGUCAAUCAACCUGGUACCACAGUAUCCACUCGAUUCCGACUUGAAUACAAACAACGAACCGGGAAAGAAUUGGAUACUUCGCAGUUGUCCACAGUACCAUGCAUGAACGAGACUGCUGUGACGACAUAUCUGAAUCGUCCAGAUGUGCGACGAGCACUUGGAAUUCCUACCUCUCUUGGACCGUGGGCAAUCUGCAGUGACGAGAUCAGUAAUACAUACAAAAAGCAGUACGGCGAGAUGGACACGCGAGUGAAGAACGCACUGGCCCAAGGACUUAAAGCAAUGAUCUACAGUGGCGAUAUCGACAUGGCCUGCAAUUUCCUGAUGGGACAACGGUUUUCACGCAAGCUCGGCUUGAAGGAGAUUGCCGCUAAGAAGCACUAUAUUGUUGACGGACAAAUCGCCGGUUUUCACACACAUUACGAUGGUCUUCAUUUCGUUACAGUUAGGGGCGCUGGUCACAUGGUUCCUACAGACAAGCCGUCAGUUGCGUAUCACAUCAUCAACUCGUUCCUGUUCGACCAGUCAUUUUGA